AAGGGGACCGACCGGGUUUCAAUGUUGUCAAAGGUAAGGGACGGACCACCACCUGUAAACUCUAUCUCUGAACUAAGAUCGUGAGAGAAGGGGUCAGUGUCAGGCGAUGGUCAGCGUAGCGUACUUCCUUCGUGGUCCCACCCCCACCGGUCGAGUCGUUAUUUUUAUACAAAUAUAAAAUUAAAAUUUAAUAAAAAAAGGAAAGUCAGAGUUAUCAAAAGACAAAAAAAAAAGACAGCGCACGGGACGGGAAGGUGAUGGAUCCUAAAACCACGGAGGAGGACCAGGUUGAGCCUACGGCGGCGAUCGAGCACCGUUCCUUCGCUCGGAUCGGGUUCCUCGGUAACCCCAGCGAUGUUUACUUCGGCCGUACCAUCUCCUUCACUAUCGCUAACUUCUGGGCCUCCGUCAAGCUCCAGCCUUCUCGCCAUCUCCUCAUCAACCCUCACCCGUUCCACGAUCACGUCCGCUUCUCCUCUCUCCACCAUCUCCUGGAUCGUUUGCAAAAUGAAGGCUACUACGGUGGUGUAAGGUUGCUUAUGGCCAUUUGUAAGAUAUUCUCUAACUAUUGCAAAGAUAACGCCAUUCAGCUUCAUCAAGGAAACUUCUCCCUUUCUUAUGAUACCAAUAUCCCUAGGCAGACAGGGCUUUCGGGUUCUAGUGCUAUCGUUUCCGCUGCCCUUAACUGCCUUCUCGACUUCUACAAUGUCAGGCAUUUGAUCAAAGUUCAAGUUCGCCCUAACCUUGUUCUCAGUGCAGAGAAAGAGCUUGGUAUUGUUGCUGGUCUUCAAGACAGGGUAGCUCAAGUGUACGGUGGUCUUGUUCACAUGGAUUUUAGUAAGGAGCACAUGGAUAAACUGGGACAUGGGAUUUAUUCUCCUAUGGAUAUCAGUCUCCUCCCUCCUUUGCAUCUCAUCUAUGCUGAGAAUCCUAGCGACUCAGGGAAGGUACAUAGUAAGGUUCGGCAAAGAUGGUUAGAAGGUGAUGAGUUUAUAAUCUCAUCAAUGAAAGAAGUUGGAAAUCUAGCAGAAGAAGGUCGAAUUGCAUUGCUCAACAAAGACCAUUCCAAACUGGUGGAACUCAUGAACCGUAACUUUGACAUUCGAAGGCGGAUGUUUGGGGACGAAUGCUUAGGAGGAAUGAACAUAGAGAUGGUGGAAGUAGCAAGGAGGGUUGGGGCAGCUUCGAAGUUCACAGGAAGUGGAGGAGCAGUGGUGGUUUUCUGCCCUGAAGGUCCGUCUCAAGUAAAGCUUUUGGAAGAGGAAUGCAGGAAAUCAGGAUUUACGAUGCAGGAGGUAAAAAUAGCCAGGUCGUGUUUGAAUGAUUCCGAGAUAGAGACCUUGUAAAAGCCUUGAUCGAGUCUUUUACACACGAGUAGAGAAAGAAAGUCCCACAUGCACUUUACAGGGAAAUCAAACAUCUUUAUUGUCUCAAGAGGUUUUCAUGAUGAGCUCUGCUCACAGCAUAAUCAAGUUUCUUUUUUUCCUUAAUACUUAUAUUUUUUGUUAUGGUUUUGGCUUUGGCUUGCACGUUUUCGUGUUUGUUCCUUGUACGUCUUUUCCUUUCUUCCUAGUUGUUUGGGGUUUAUUUUUCAAGAUCUUUGCAUGUACUAGUACUAGUAAACAGAUAUAUGGAAAUAUGUUGCAAGUCUUUUUAUUAUAUUGAA
Molecule: messenger RNA, 1666 nt
Organism: Capsella rubella
Lineage: Eukaryota; Viridiplantae; Streptophyta; Magnoliopsida; Brassicales; Brassicaceae
Product: glucuronokinase 1
Exons: 6
Coding region: 258-1346 (362 amino acids)
Molecular function (GO): ATP binding
Source: RefSeq, a predicted model, not a curated record